Messenger RNA from Bactrocera oleae (olive fruit fly), 4277 nucleotides. NCBI's taxonomy places the organism in Eukaryota, Metazoa, Arthropoda, Insecta, Diptera, Tephritidae. The record is from RefSeq and is a predicted model, not a curated record.
UAAGUUUGUGGACACGAAGUUGAUAGUUUAAUCACACCACUAGUCAGUUCUUUGUCAUCGCCCAACGAGCAGCUGGAAAAAAUUUGGGGAGAGCUGCAUAUUUUCAGUUGAUUAAAUAAAAAGUUGACAUUACGAAGAAUUGAAAAAGGGAAUAAUAACCAGUCUUUUUUCGUCAUAGCUUUCUAUUUUUUCUUUUAGGAUUGUGCUAUUUUGUUCGAGUGUAGAAAAUAUACGUUAGGAAGUAAAUAAACCGAAUAAACAUACGCGGCAGUAGCAAAAACCCUCUACUGAAAACUCUAACGGGUGGAUGUGACGUUAAAGUGGCGAUACAAAAGAAAAAAGAACUUAAACAACAACCUAAGCAGUGAAAAGCAAAUAUUGUAGCGAUGGAUAUUUUGGACAUCGAUGAAGCGCUAAAAGAUGAUUCUUUUAUUUGCUUGGAAGAUAAAACACACGAUGACGUUUCGAAUAUUUUGCAACAAUGGAAAAGCAACAAUUGUCUUCUACCAGCACAGUAUCAGCAAGAACAAGCCUACAAACUCAAUUCAAGAACUUUUACUCGUCCACGCAGGAAGUCAACGCAAAAUUUAGAGCAACAUUUCGCUCACAGUUCCGGAAACCAUGGCGUACAGACAGCGUUUCCCAUACACCAAGAACAGCUGCAACAAAAGUUCACAAUUGCAACGCCACAGCCUGCAUUUAAUUUGGAAAUAGGCGGUCUUGUUACAACAAUGCAUAAGUCGUUUUUGCAAGACACCUCACCACCAUCAUCCAUAUGUUCCUCCAUGGAGAUGUCAAUGGAACGCAUGAAUAACUCCUUAAUCACAUCUGCCGACUUCACUAACAUAAAUUUCUUACAAUCAACACAAAGCCUUGAUUUUAACGAACCGACACUUAAUGGCAGCGAAUUAUUUAACUUAGCGAAUAAGGCAACCAGUGAUGGGUAUACUUUAAGUGACAUGAUACGCGACCGCAAAGCAUUAGAAUCGUUAACACUGUCGGGCGAUGGAACACUAAUUAAAGAUUCACAUAUUGGCCAGAUCGAUGAUAUAUCGCUCGCUUUUAGUAAAACUGCGUCCGGUUCUAGUACAAUGGAUAAUUCCACGGAGAGCAUGCAAGAGGAUCAUCAGCAACAACAGCAACAACAACGAAACGUUAUAACAGCAGCACCAAAUGCACACACAGUGGGCGUGUUUGGCAACAGUGCGGCCGCAAGCAAAAGCAACAUUAUGCAUCGUACAAUCUUGCUUAGCGAUGAGGUAAUCGGCGAUACAACUUUUGAAUUGGUUGAGAGUAGUCUAUGUGAGAACAAUAUUAACGGUAUUAAUGGUAAUGAUAGCGCAGCACCAACCAUGACAACAAAUUCAGCAAAUGAGACCUUCAAACGACCUUGGAACAUGGAUGAAACUGUCUGCAUACCGAAUAGAGCAAAUGCAACAUACGAAUUCAAACAGUUAACACCAGAUGCGCGUCUAGUAUCAUCGGAAACGCGUUGUGAGACACCGGAAAAUAUGGCGGAAACCAUAGCUGCACGCAAGUUCUACGAAUCAACACCGCAUACUGCCGGACUGUACGCAGGCGCACAACCAAAUACACCAACCACGUCGAAAUUGUAUGGGGAUGAAGUGAAUAUAUCGCCAAUAGUGGCUGCAACGGAGCAAGUGAAUGCCAAUGCCACGCAUGUCCUUAGUGGAACUUUCGGUGAAGAGCGUGAUGUAAAAAAAGUGAAUACGAAAACUUUUUCCGGCACACUACCGCGACUUGAGAGUAUCGAGCAAAUGCUAGAUGAUAUUGAAAAUCCGAAUGAGACGUACGAGAAAUCCGGUGCAAAAACACAAGUGCUACAACAAAGCGCCGCCGACAUACAAAUGCAGAAUGUGUUGGAAUUGGCGCAUGCCGAAGAGGAGCUUUUGGCUAGCAAUAACGAUCAGGAAUUCGAAGAUAUGCUGGAGGAGUUCAGCAAAGUGGAAGUGAAUGCGGAGCAUGUGAAAAUGAAGAAAUCCUUAGAGACAAUAAAAAGACGCUUUCAACGCGACCCCACAACUUCAACAAAAGCGCCCACUUUACAACAGGCACAUAGCACUGACGAUGCCACGCAUAAGCCAACAGAAAUGCAGGCGAUCGACGAAUGCGAGCAACGGCGCAAUGGUAGCUAUAUCAAGGCUGAUGUAACUGCUAGCGUAAUUAGUGAUUGUACAGCGCCAUCUGGCGUAUCGUCACCCUCAUCCGCAUCAAUAUCCGCCUCUUCUGCAGCAUCUUCAUUGGCUACCAGUGGUAUUGGUAAUAGUAGCGGCGCAGGUGCACGUUUGCUUAGUCGACGCAGUCGUCUAUAUGAUAAUAUAAAUCUCUCAACGAUUUCCGCCGGUAGCAGCAAUACGCAAUCGCCAUCACGCUCACUGGGUGCCUCGUUCACAGUGCAUAAACGCGAUGAUAGUGCACAAGAGAAUUGCGCGAUAGCUGACGCAACAGCAAAGCAAGAGACUGAUUAUAAAAAUGAGCAAGAAGAAAAUAAUUUUGGCAAGACUGAAGGCGCAAUUGAAAAUAGCAACAACAUUGCGACUACGAACUACAACGGUGUGGGUACAUAUAAACUCUCCGAACGGCGGGAGCGUGAUCGUGAUCGUUUCAAAACAAUCAAAAUCGUGAAAGCACGCAACGUGAAUGAGGAUUUAGUAGCAGUGAAUGUGCCUUGUAUUGAUGAUGAUGACGUCUCGUUAACUGCCGACGGUGGUACGACAGUCUUCAACAAUAAUAAAUCGGAAAUCGAAAACGAGCAAAAGCUGAAGUCGUGCAUGGAUAGCCAAAGCACCGUUACGCGUCCAACGACUGCUUCAAAAAUAAAUCCGAAUUUCCUAACCUACAAAAAGCCGAAAGACAAACCAACAAAUGUGGCUAAUUUGCCGGAGAUAGUUAGCGCACCGUUACCGAGUGCAGCAGCUAACGGCAGCAGUGAGGAACUUGAAAAUCAGCCAAUACCACCUAGUCGAUUACGUUCACGUUCGCGUCCGCGUUAUAUAUCGGGUUUGCAAAAGAUGACCGUCGUAAAAGCAACAUCGGCUGGCGACUUGGAUCGUGCCACAGCGCUUGGCAUACGACCGCCUACUGCUAGCGUCAGCCAUGCAGCGUUAGAUACGACGCAGCACAUCAAUGCUACGAUUGUGGCCGAGCCUACUAAAUAUAGUCGCAACGCGCAACCUUUAAAAACUACAACAACAGCUGAGGUGAAAAGUCCCAUGGGCACAAAAUCGAAAUCCUUCCACAAUUUAUCAAGCAAUUUUGGUUUUAAUGGCGGCACUGGCUUACACGGGCCACGCACCAACAGUUUGGGUUUGAAGAAACCCACCGUUUACGAAGACGCUGGUGCUGCCAACGAUCGCAUCGCGAAUGGUCUGUCGUCGAACUCCAUACCUCCACAACAGGCCGACGAUGCUGUCUUCAAAGUUCCCAAAUUGGUGUCCGGGCUACGUGCGCCUGGCGCCAAACGUGCCGGCUUAGUGCGUCCUUCCUCCGCUUACUACAGUCUCAACAGUCUGGCCGUUAAGGGUAUGCCAUCACUAUCGCAACCGCCGUUAGUGAACGACACCGACUCGGAUGGCGGCCGACAUUCGCCCACCGAUAGCAUGUCUUCAGCUUCGUCACGUGGCAGCAUACAAAAUGGCGGUAUAAUUGUUGAAAAACCUUACAACGCUAAUGCUACAACAACAAAAUCAACUAAUAUCACAACAAAUGCAAACACCUUGAAUCUAACUAAGUUCACCACUGGCUCAAAGGGCAUACCGAAGCCGUCUGGUUUGCGGCCACCAACAACAAACAUCAAGCGUAGCGGUUUACCGAAACCAGUAACAGGCCUGACACGACGAUAAACCUUACCAUACUACAUAGCUACACACAUUAAAUCGACAUAUUAUAUGUAUAUGUACUAACUACUAAGCGACACAUAUAUACAUAACUAGCUAUAUACUAUACAUAUAUUUAAAAACGUGUAAAUCAAACGAAAGUAUGUAAAAAUAGUUGGCAAUGUUACCACGUAAUUGUUAGAAAAAAAAUGUAAAGCAUAACUACGAGCAUUGCUGUAUGCUCUCUAAGUUGCCACAACGUAUAUUAUUUUUAUAUAAAUUUUUUUUUUUCUUAUUACGACACCAAAUCGAUACUAGUACUUUAUGUAUUACUCAGAAGACAAAAAAAAAACGGAAACAUAAAACACAAAAGCAAUGAACAAAAAACUUGUACUGUAUACAUAAUUAUAAAUUUCUGAGAUACGUCAAAUUCGAAUAUUA